Messenger RNA from Planococcus citri (citrus mealybug), 2654 nucleotides. Its product is annotated as pancreatic triacylglycerol lipase-like. Gene Ontology annotation, biological process: lipid catabolic process. The record is from RefSeq and is a predicted model, not a curated record. The coding region runs from base 147 to 1163 and encodes 338 amino acids. The transcript is spliced from 8 exons. Gene Ontology annotation, molecular function: lipase activity. Lineage: Eukaryota; Metazoa; Arthropoda; Insecta; Hemiptera; Pseudococcidae.
AAACAUACACAAUGUAAUACUCGUAGACGUGUCAUACAUCGAAAUGUCCAACAUAUGUGUUUUAAUUAUAGAAAUUCGAUAAAAUUCUCAUUAAUCGUUUACCAGUGUAUUUAUCGUAAUGUUUAAUAAGUUGAAUUAUAAACUCAAUGGUUAUCACGAGUGUUUUUUUAUGUACCACUUUCACUGCAUUUUGGGGAAUGAACCCCUAUUCUGUAAGAAUGACUCCAAAAGGUAAUUGUACCGAAUGUUGCCCUAUCGAAGAAAAAGAAGAUAUAGGCUUCUAUCUUUAUACCAGGUCUAAUACGAUGACACCGCAACGUCUAUGGGUGGAUAAUGCUACCUCUUUAUACGAAUCCAAUUUGAAAAUGUAUCACCCGACGGUCAUUUACGUUCACGGGUUCACUGAACAAGCCAAUGCCAAAGGAGCAACGACCGUUAAAAAUGCUUAUUUAAUGCGAGGUUCGUACAACGUCAUUGUGGUAGAUUGGAGCCCUCUAUGUGCAUUUCCAUGGUACGCUCACGCCGUCGUAAAUACUCACGCUGUCGGAUUAUAUUUAGCGAAAUUCGUCAGAUUUAUCGUCAGACACGGUGUACCCAUAAAAAGCAUACAUUUGAUAGGUUUCAGUUUAGGAGCAGAAAUCGUCGGAUUUACCGGAAAAGAUACGACCUUUGGAAAAUUACCAAGAAUUACAGGGUUAGAUCCUGCUUUCCCUCUAUACAUGUUCUCGGGGAAACAAGGUCAUCUAGCAUCAACUGAUGCGGAAUUCGUUGACGUCAUUCACACGGAUGGCGGCGUAUUUGGAUUUCCAAUCGCUUUGGGUGAUGCUGAUUUCUUCCCUAAUGGUGGUUUUCCUGCUCAACCCGGCUGCAGGAUUAAUUCGUUAUUGCAAAAGAAUCAAAUCAAGAGAAUUGUUUCCUGUAGUCACGAUCGAGCUUGGCAAUAUUACGCCGAAUCUAUUCUCAAUGAAAAAGGUUUUCCAGCUGUCAGAUGCGCCAAUUACGAAACAUUCUUAGCCGGAGUUUGCAACCAACAUUCAGAUCCUCGAACGAACAGAAGCGAGAUUCAAUACAUGGGAUUUGCAGCUAAUCCUCGUCUCAAGGGGAAAUUUUUCCUCGCCACCAAUAGCAGAGAACCAUUCGCGACUAAUUACAGAAAAUUAUGAAGAUAUUAUGCCAUUUUUCCAAUCAUCAGUCAUCAUUACAAAAUCUGCUUAAUUUUGAUUUACCGAUCGAAAAAUCAUACCUACAAAAAGUCAAGUCGGGUAAGAUGACGUACCAAGAAAAGAUGCCGCAACUGUGACCAGAUUUCUAAAAUAUUAUUUUAUUUAUUUAUUUACAGUCAUUAUCAUUACUUCGCGGUUAUUCACGCGAUUAUUUUUGGUUUUUAAAAAUAUAGAAUGAAUUUUAAAAAUUAAGUAAAUCUAAGUACAUCUUGAUCGAGCUAUUCUUGGAUGCAGACGUCUAUUCAGGUACAAAUUAUCAUAAUUCUAGACCUCGAUGGUCUUUUUGUAAGAUUUUUCCAGUGAUUUUGUUAUCCAAAAAAAAACACUUGAAAAUGUUAUGGAAAUUGGUACCUAAUAUUUCUUUAAUAUAAAAUGGAUAAUUUUCCAAAAAUUCAGCAUUCAUUUCAUUUCCUUUCAAAAUCCAAAUAUUCCAUCAACUUUUGAAUACUUUGAUUAUUUUUGAUUCGACAUAAGCUGACUGAUAAUUUUGGUAGGUACUUGAGUGAGAUGGUAAAUGCAAUGAAAAAAAUCUAUGAGAAGAAUUUGUGCUCAUUUGUCAUGUUUUAGAUUAUUAUAGAGGGUUAGAAAAGGGAGACUGUUAUUGUACUAUGAUAAUAGAGAAAACAACGGUCCAAAGAUGCUAUUCAUCAGUUCGAGUUCAAAAAGUUGUGCCAUGCAUGUAGCACGGUUUAUUUUCCUCUCUCUUCUACAAAGAAGAUCCAUUUCAGAUGGGAAUAAACGAUAAAAAUGUAAUAUUUGAGAGCGUUCGACCAGAACAAAUUAAACUGAUCCUUCGUACUUUACUGCAGAGACGACCACGAGAAAACCAAACUCUUUAUUAUGCGUUUCAUUCCGUUCAUAUUGGAAUGGAAUGAGAGGAGGCCUUCAUUUUUGAAUAUUACACUGGGUCAGUUCAACUUCGUGUAUUUACCUUGGGGAUAUGUCAUCAAUUGAAGAAAUAACGAGUAGAUAAGAAAUACAAAGAAAAGUAAGGAAUUUUUCUAUCGUGUUUUUAAUCGAAUCUGUUUCAUGAUUUCACUGUGUAACUAAUCUGAAACUUAAUAAGCAUGAAAAGUCUGCUUUUCUACAAGCUGAAAAUCUCAAAUUAAAAAAAAAUCAAAACAUGCCCUUUUUGCAUGAAGUUGAUGAACACUCCCACUAACUCCUAAUGCCCCCCCCCUCCUGGGAGAAUCAAUAGGUAUAUUUUCCAAACUGACCUAGAGCCUCCAAUAAAAGUUGAAUUUUCUCCAAUAUACAUACUUCAAAUUGUUCCAGAACAACGCAUCCCCAAAAAAAUCUUUUAAAAGAAUUCUUACCCCCGCCCACCCACUUGAGGGAUAUUCAUGACCUUAAAAAUUAACAGAAAACAUUUCAGUAAAUACCUUUCUUCAAAAAAAAAAAAAAAAAAAAAAAAUUGAAAAAAGAUAAAAA